Tetranychus urticae (two-spotted spider mite) is the source of this 971-nucleotide messenger RNA. RefSeq names its product Secretion-associated Ras-related 1 (gene Sar1). Gene Ontology annotation, biological process: intracellular protein transport. The record is from RefSeq and is a predicted model, not a curated record. Gene Ontology annotation, molecular function: GTPase activity; GTP binding. NCBI's taxonomy places the organism in Eukaryota, Metazoa, Arthropoda, Arachnida, Trombidiformes, Tetranychidae.
AAAACCAGGAAUAAGGCUUAUUGAUGUGAGUUGGAACUUACAAUUUCUCACUCAGCUCAACUUUUCCCUUCUCUCUAUUUUCUCUAUCAUUUUGUCCGAUUUUAAAUUGUGUUGCCUCGUAUUUUAUAAUUAACCUUAUAUUCCUGGAUAUUUUAAAGUAACUAAACAAUUCAAAUGUUCCUCUGGGAUUGGGUGACUGGAGUUCUCGGUUUUUUAGGCCUUUAUAAGAAAAGUGGUAAAUUGUUGUUCCUGGGAUUGGAUAAUGCAGGUAAAACAACGUUACUUCAUAUGCUUAAAGAUGAUCGAAUGGCUCAACACGUACCUACAUUGCAUCCUACUUCUGAGGAGUUGGCCAUUGGUAACAUAAGAUUCACUACCUUUGAUCUUGGUGGACAUCAUCAAGCUCGUAGAGUAUGGAAAGAUUAUUUUCCUGCUGUUGAUGCAAUUGUUUUCCUCAUUGAUGCUCAUGAUACAGACCGGUUCCCAGAGUCAAAAGCUGAAUUAGACAGCUUACUAACUGACGAACAGUUAUCGAAUGUACCUGUUUUGAUUCUUGGAAAUAAGAUUGAUAUUCGCGGAGCUGCUAGUGAAGAUUCUAUUAGAGCAUAUUUUGGUCUUCAUAAUGUAACUACUGGCAAGGGUAAAGUUUCACGAUCCGAAUUACCAGGUCGACCAGUUGAACUUUUUAUGUGUAGUGUGUUGAAAAGACAAGGGUAUGGUGAAGGCUUCCGGUGGAUAGCUCAAUAUAUUUAAAUUAGGUCAAAUUUAAGUGAAAAAACAAACCCUAACGAAACCAAUCUAUUAACACCAACUGUCUAUUACAAAGAUAAUAUUACUGCAAAUGUUUACGAAAAUGGAAAAAAACAUCACCCAUUUACAUUUUUUCAUCGUGAAAAUAUUUAAAGAAAAAAGGGGUUUUAAAAUGGAUUAUAAAUUCUCCUUUGAAUACACAUCUUUUUAUUAAUUAUAAA